Molecule: messenger RNA, 1010 nt
Organism: Linum trigynum
Lineage: Eukaryota; Viridiplantae; Streptophyta; Magnoliopsida; Malpighiales; Linaceae
Source: the annotation of a GenBank genome assembly
GAGCCCAUGGCCCAGUUUCGAGGAGCUAAGUGAAGAGAGAGAAGUCACCUUCCCCAUUUCCACUACUGGUUCGAGCAUUUUUGGAUCAGCAACUGAGGAACAGAGAAACCGAGUGAAGAGAGAGAAGUCACCGGAGGAGAGGAGAAAUGAACACCGACAUCACAGCGUCGACGAAGCCGGAGUACCCGGUGAUAGAUAGGAACCCGGCGUUCAGCAAGGUCGUCGGCAACUUCAACACUUUGGAUUACCUCCGGUUCACCACCAUCACGGGCAUCUCCGUCACCGUCGGCUACCUAUCAGGGAUUAAGCCAGGGUUGAAGGGCCCAUCAAUGGUGACUGGGGGAUUGAUUGGUUUGAUGGGAGGGUUCAUGUACGCGUACCAGAACUCGGCGGGGCGAAUGAUGGGGUUCUUCCCUAACGAGGGUGAGGUUGCUCGUUACCAGAAGAGUGGUUUCAAGAACUGAAGAGGCUGGGGGAAAUUUUAGAAAUGCAAAUGAAUUCGCUUUUCUGUUCUUCGAUUGCCUUUUGAUUUUGUUUCAUGGCGGGUUUGGUUAUGAUAAUGAUGCUUGUGAAUCGGUUAAUAAUCUUCAAAUUCUGGGAUUCCUGCAAUGUGAAAAAUUUCCUCACUUUCCUCUGUUAGCUUGGAUUGCAAAUGGCCAGUUGUGCUUGACUUGGCAGCUACUGAAAUGGAAUAUGUCAGUAUGGCUUUCUUCAUUUGUCUUAGCUUUGGUCAGUUUUAACCAGAAUUCUCUGAACUUUCCAUUGAUACUGGCAAGUGGCAGCUCGGAUUGUGCUUAUGAGUUGUGUCAUUUUGUGCAUUUCGUAUAAGCAUUCUCAUAGAUGGUUGCAGAAUUGAUUUGCAUUUGGUUGCAGUGUCUGCAUAUUGAAUUAAGGUGCUGUGUUAUUUUUGACUUAUUCGUUGAUCGUGAUGCACUUGGGUUGCAUUGUGCUUGUAUAAGCUAUGGUGAUAGCCUUUGGCUGCUGUAGCUAAAGAAAGGCAAUGCAGAAUG